Silurus meridionalis is the source of this 642-nucleotide messenger RNA. RefSeq names its product gap junction epsilon-1 protein. The record is from RefSeq and is a predicted model, not a curated record. NCBI's taxonomy places the organism in Eukaryota, Metazoa, Chordata, Actinopteri, Siluriformes, Siluridae.
AUGAGGCCCACGUUCCACAAAAUACCUGAACUUACAGAACAGAGACAAAAUCAUCUCCAGCCACCUACUGUGAUUGGUUAUUUCCACACCUUCUUCUUUUGUUUUUUCCUGGGGUUUUUGGGAUUUGCAGUUUAUGGUAAUGAGGCUCUUCACUUUAGCUGUUUCCCUGACUGGUGGGAACAAAAUGUCUUCUGUUGAACCCUCUUUCAAGUCUUUCUUAGCCUACAGCUUGUAACAGUUCUUGUACUAGUACCCGUGUCCCAUACUUAUGCAGUAUGGAAAUGUAUGGACCAAAAGGAAAUUACUGAGCAACCCAUGAGCACAGUCUUUUAUAUAAUCUCUGCUUUGCGGAUGAUCCUGGAAGUGGCAGCAUUCUGAUUACUGAGCCAUCUUCUGGGAUUUCUAGUUCAACCCAUGUUCAUGUGUGCUGCCAUUACUGAAAAGGACUUCAACUUUACCAAGUUUAUGAAUCCAGAGUACUUUAAAAAGACUAUCAACCUCUGUGCAAUGUAAUUCACUAUCAUCACAGUGUUUUUGUGUAUUGCAGAGAUUUUAUUUUAUUUUUUGCAGAUAGGGGUGUUAUUUGGGCACACAAUGACAGCUCUGUAUUGUCUUGAAAUUGUUCAUGCAAAAUGUCUUUGA